ACUAACGAAUGUCCCGGUGUUUUGUGUUGUGUUCAAUUAAUAGUGACUUAUAAUCGCGUAACAUGAUGUCGCGGUCAGUGCGUGCAGAGACUCGUAGUCGUGCCAAGGAUGAUAUUAAGCGUGUAAUGCAAGUUGUUGACAAAGUUCGCCAUUGGGAAAAAAAAUGGGUUACAAUAGGGGAAACUACUAUGAAGAUUUAUAAGUGGGUGCCUAUUUCAACGCUUGAUCAGAAGAAGAAGGGAAAGACAGUCGCAGACAAAGAAAAUGGUUUACCAAGAAAAAGUGGAUUAGAUUCUUCAAAUUCUAAUUUUGGACUUACAGAAGACUCUAAUACAUGUUUUUCAACAGUCAGCGAUUCCCAAGGGUUAACAGACUUUUCUGCACAUCUGGGAUUUUCAGAAGAUUCAAAUUCACAGAAUAGUGAACCAACACCAAAAAGGUUAAAGACUGAUUAA
This is a messenger RNA of Dufourea novaeangliae, 455 nucleotides long. RefSeq names its product B-cell CLL/lymphoma 7 protein family member B (gene BCL7-like). The transcript is spliced from 4 exons. Bases 63 to 455 code for a protein of 130 amino acids. Lineage: Eukaryota; Metazoa; Arthropoda; Insecta; Hymenoptera; Halictidae. The record is from RefSeq and is a predicted model, not a curated record.